AUGCGUUUUGUGCUGCGUUCAACGGAACAUUGUGUCCACUUCUUAUUUUUUGCCCUUCUUUUUGAUGUCAUCGCCUGUCAACUGCAGCAAAAUCUGAAGCGCGUGUAUGUAUAUAAGCAUUUAAUGGAGAAAAUGCCGCGCGAUUUCGCUUGUGAGAAUGUUGAUAAAUUGGCCGAAGUGGAAGGUGAAAUGGUGCAUUGUGUGGUUAGGGGUAUUCGCCAAGCUGUUUUUGUUGUGGUCACGCAGGAAUUUCAAUGGUAUCCAAGCCGCGAAUUUGCUGUGGACACAGGAUCAGCCAAGAACAUUCGCUGCAUUCAGACGCCCACAGGCGCAAAACUCAAAUUACUCCAGUGUCGAAUGAACAACGGCCGAGCGAGCGUGACAAUUCUUCAAGACUACUACGCCAAAUUUAAUGCCACUUCGUCUCUAACGAGAGACAGAGUCGAAUGCUCUGUGGAAUACGAAGGAAAUAUUACUUAUUUCAGUACCCCAGUCUCUGUCAUAAAGGUAAAAAAACUGUUUUACGAACCCUUGUUCGACUCGGCAUACCUGAAAGGCGCUUCAAAAUUCCCAUUAGAGCUUUAUGCGCUGACUGAUCCAGAGGCAUGUAAAGCGGGGUCAAAGACAUUGGCUUCGUCUAUAAAUCCACUUCUAAAAGGUGUGCCGGGACGUUACAAUGUAACCUGUCGAAAUGGCGAAUUUUCUCAAGGUGUACUUGUUCUCAAUUCGACAAUAUUUGAAAUAUUCUAUCAAGAAAUGACCGUGCCCUUCGCUGUGAGGCUUAGCGAUUCAAGGCUGAAAAUGUCGGAUCUGGAGAGAUACGCCUGCUUUGCGGUGACCCUAAAUGAGAUGAAAAAAGUGGGUUUCAAUGAACAAAUUGACUCCUCUGAUAAAAAUACCGCCAUCCAUUGUGCUGCGUUUGUCGGUCCUAUCGCGGUCGAGGCAACUCUCUACCACUUUCUAUCCUUUUCUACGGCAAUUAAAAUACAACUGCUGAAUAAUCGUCAGUACUACCUCCUCGGAGAGCACAUAGAUGACAUCGAGGUGCAAGCCUCAAUCGGUCUAAUCGACAUCCCUUCCCAUAACAUUCAUUGCAAGGGAAAGAUUCCAUUUCAAAGCCCUUUUCUUAGGGUGAGUAGUUACCAAAAUGAAGGAACAGUCGAGGUAUCUUGCUUUGCUGAAUAUAAAGAACAGAAGGGUGCAGAAAAACACUUCCGACUCCAUUUCCUUGUCCAAGCAAAUUUCCGCCUCUACACUGGCAAGUUAAGCAAUAUGUACAUCGUAAGGGCGUCCUAUUUACGAAAACCUGGUCCAAAGUGGAUAGACGCCGAUCCAGUUCAACUAGCCUCACAAGUUUGCAACGUCUAUUGCAUUAGCAUUCACAAGGACGGACCAAGUUUCAACUCCACCAUCGCGAUGGAGGAAAUUUCAAGGGAUUUUGAGGCAUUCGAUUGCUACUGCAACCGUACCUACAAACUGACACGCAUUAGGCGGACAGUCAAGUUCUCCUUUCUUCUAAAACGAGGUCUUAUACUGCUUGGUCGGGAGACCUUGUAUGAAGAUAUUUGCGCAAUAGAUAGCCAAAGUGAAAUUGGCCUUCUGCCAGGCGACAUCUAUCAAAAAGCCACGCCGCUAGUGAAAUAUCGCCUGCUGCAGGGAGGAUGUCCCGAUUUGAAAUGUGAAUGUAUCACCAAAGGUCUAGAGCAGUUUUUUAUGGUCUACUGGAACAAGCAGACAGGCGCAGUCGAAAUCUUUGGUACGGCGCUUUAUGAACGCACACUGGCCUACCUCGAGUGCUACGAUAUUCAAGUAAAAGUGAUAAAUUUCGGUGAGAAUGAAACCUUCCAAUGGAAAUUUUUGUAUUUAAACUUAAUGCUUUAA
This is a messenger RNA of Hydatigera taeniaeformis, 1881 nucleotides long. The record is from the annotation of a GenBank genome assembly. Lineage: Eukaryota; Metazoa; Platyhelminthes; Cestoda; Cyclophyllidea; Taeniidae.